GGGGAAUCGAACCCCGAUAUCCUGUGUGAAAGACAGGUAUGCUAGCCGUUACAUCACAUCGGAGGUAGUUAUUGAAAGUCGAGAACUUUUGUUAUACAAUCUCGUGCUUUUGAAUGUAGGUGAACUGCUUGGCCGCUUUCUCGCAAUCGAUUGCGGCUCGGCAGAAUUGUAUGUGACGGUAACCCGCCAAAUGGAAACGUGAGCGUGGCCUCUUUCUGGCAACCCGCACCUUCACCUCCCCCGACCUUCUACCAUCCACCUCGUCCUUCUUCUCCCUAGCCGACUCACUUCCUUGUUCCAUCGGCCAAUUGACCCAUCUAUCUCUUCAUUCAUCAACUUUAAUACUGUACUUGUUUUCUUUGCUCUUGAGCCCUUUUUUGAUUCCACUUUCAUAAUGGCUUCUCCUCGUGCUGCUUCUCCCCUGACCUCCGGGGCCGAGUCCGGCCCUGACUCCAAGUCUGCCGGCGCUGGCUCCGGUGCCUCUGCCGUCUCAUCCGUCAACCGUCCUUCCUCCCCUACUCCUCCUGGUGGUCCCCGGGCUGCUUUGCGUCGCCGCGCGGCCGCUGACCACAAGGAGUCCCUCCGCAAUGCGCGGCCCAGCUCGACCCGCGCUGCCGGUGCCGGCGGUUCUUCUGGCACAAUGCUGAAGCUCUACACCGACGAGAGCCCCGGCUUGAGGGUCGACCCCGUUGUCGUCCUGGUUCUCAGUCUGGGAUUCAUCUUCUCUGUCGUUGGUCUGCACGUCAUCGCCAAGAUCACCCGCAAGUUCUCCUCGUAAAUCAGCGCCCAAACGCCAUCGGUCCACCGCUAGACACUCUUCAGCCUGGAUUUCCUGAUACGCAGCACGCUAUUCAUCAGUGAAUUACAUUCAGCCCUGCGGCGUGGCUGGCUUGGGCCGACCUCCGACCGAGAGAAUCAGAUCGUCGCAUCAUU
Molecule: messenger RNA, 933 nt
Organism: Aspergillus japonicus CBS 114.51
Lineage: Eukaryota; Fungi; Ascomycota; Eurotiomycetes; Eurotiales; Aspergillaceae
Product: SEC61-beta family protein
Exons: 3
Coding region: 395-778 (127 amino acids)
Biological process (GO): intracellular protein transport
Cellular component (GO): Sec61 translocon complex
Source: RefSeq, a predicted model, not a curated record